AUGACGGCUUCGAAUGGCCAUGUGGUGCCCAAGAGGGUGCAAAAACACCCCUUUGACCAGUUGAGCAGCGAAGAAAUCGAGAUCGCGCGACAAGCCGUGCUGGACGCACGCAAGUCUGUCAUUCUCUUCCGCAACAUCUACACCGUCGAGCCGCCCAAGGCCCAAGUGGUCAAGUUUCUCGAAGCCGAGCACGCCGGGACUCUAUCGCCAGACACGCCCCGACCGGCCCGCCAGGCUCGUGUCCAGUACGACGUUGUCUACGACGAUCGCAGCCAUGAGUAUCUGGAAUCAAUUGUCGACAUUGCCACGGGCAAGGAAGUCCAUCUCCGACGCUUGGAGAAGGGCGCCCAGCAGUCCUUGACCGUGGACGAGUUCCGCGAGUUUACUGAUGUCUGUGUCGAGUCGGAGAUGUUCAAAAAGGCCAUUCGAGAGCUCAAUCUCGACCAAACGAAGUUCGAGGUUGCCAUUGAUCCGUGGCCCUACGGUGGCCCUGACCCGGGCGAAGUGACUCCACGAUAUACGCAGGGCCUUUGCUUUGCAAAGCUUCGACAUGAGAACCCCGAUACAAAUCACUACGCCUUUCCUCUCCCCAUCAUUCCCGUGAUGGACACGUACAAAAAGGAGAUUAUCCGGAUCGACCGCCUGGCCACUGGAGGUGCCGAAGACGGGCUGGAAUACGGAACCGCCAAAGCAAACGUGCUGGCGCACUGCCAACCGGCCGAGUAUGUCCCAGAGCUGCUGGACAUUCCUCUUCGCGACGACCUGAAACCUUUGAACGUGGUGCAGCCUGAAGGGCCUUCGUUCAAGGUUAGCGACGACUCGUUGAUCGAGUGGCAGAAAUGGAGAUUCCGGGUUGGGUUUACUCCUCGAGAGUGUGCAGUGUUGCACGAUGUGCAAUAUGACGGUCGCAGUGUCUUGUAUCGGUUGAGCUUGUCUGAGAUGACCGUCCCGUACGGCGAUCCUCGACCGCCAUUUCAGCGCAAGCAGGCGUUCGAUUUCGGCGAUGCUGGUGCCGGUCGAGCGGCGAACAACCUUGCCUUGGGCUGCGACUGUCUUGGUGUGAUCAAGUAUAUCGACGCCAUGCUUGUCGACUCGGAAGGCAAACCAUCAGUGUCAAAGAACGUCGUUUGUAUCCACGAACAGGACAACGGCAUCGGGUGGAAGCAUACCAACUUCCGAACCAACCGAGCCGUGGUGACGAGAUCGAGAGAGCUGGUAGUGCAAUUUAUCAUCACGCUCGCCAACUACGAGUAUAUUUUUGCGUUCAAGCUGGAUCAAGCUGGAGGUAUCACAGUCGAAACACGGGCCACGGGUAUUGUAUCCGUGGUGAACAUCGAUCCGGGCAAGGUGAGUCCGUACGGGAACGUCGUGUCACCGGGUGCCCUGGCACAAAACCAUCAACAUAUCUUUGCGGUGCGGAUCGAUCCCGCCAUCGACGGACACGAGAACACCAUCUUUACGGAAGAGUCGCUGCCGAUGCCGAUGAACCCGAAGACGAAUCCGUUUGGCAACGGCUACGAAGUCGUGCGAAAGCCGGUGACCAAAUCGUCGGCCAUCCAUGCCUCUCCGUUCACGAAUUUGACCAUCAAGAUGGCCAAUACCAACAAGAUCAAUCCGAUCUCUCAACGGCCCGUGGCGUACAAAUUCAUCCCUUCGCCAACGCAAUUGAUCCUGGCCGACCCCGAGUCCAUCGUCGCGAAGCGGGCGGCCUUUGCCCACCACCAUGUCUGGGUGACCAAGUACAAGGACGACGAGCUGUUCGCCGCGGGAGAGUUUACAAAUCAGUCACAAAAGGAGAUUGGCGGUGUUGCGGAUGCCGUGAGCCGCAAUGACGACGUGGAAAACGAGGACGUGGUGGUUUGGAACGUCUUCGGACUUACUCACAACCCUCGGGUGGAAGACUGGCCGGUCAUGCCGGUGGAAAUCCACCAGCUCCAACUGAGGCCGGCGGACUUUUUUGUCAGAAACCCGGCCUUGGAUGUCCCGAGCAACAAGAAUCUCAGCAGUGUCGAGGUUGGACGGGACCAGAAUGGAACAUGUUGCCAAGCAGACACAGCGGCUGAUGGGGCGAGGAAUGGGAAUGGUUCUGUCCAGGCAGCCCCGACUUCACAUCUUCAAGGGACUGACAGCGUCCCUGUGGCUGAGGUGACAGGGGCCAACGCCAACGGGCACUAA
This is a messenger RNA of Exophiala dermatitidis NIH/UT8656, 2175 nucleotides long. RefSeq names its product primary-amine oxidase. The transcript has 4 exons. Gene Ontology annotation, molecular function: copper ion binding; quinone binding; primary methylamine oxidase activity. The coding region runs from base 1 to 2175 and encodes 724 amino acids. The record is from RefSeq and is a predicted model, not a curated record. Lineage: Eukaryota; Fungi; Ascomycota; Eurotiomycetes; Chaetothyriales; Herpotrichiellaceae. Gene Ontology annotation, biological process: amine metabolic process.